CUUUCAAAGGAAAUUAAACUUAAUUUCCUGGCACCUUUUCGAAAGUUCUGCUUUUACCCAGAGGGCAUAAGAAGCAAGCCAUCUUUAAUCCACCAACUCCAGCAAACCCCAAAAUGGCUUUGCAACAGCCCAUCUUAAAUCCGUGUGUUCCCUUUUGCAGCUCUAUUUUUGGAGGUCUCAGCGAAGGAAAAAUGAUUGUGGUUCAAGGUUGCGUCUUGUUCUCUGCAAAAAGAUUCUCCGUGAACCUGGUCUGCGCGAAUGGAGAUAUCGCCUUCCAUUUCAACCCACGAUUUGAUGAGGGCAAUGUCAUUGUCUGCAACACGCAAGAAAAAGGCUGCUGGGGACCUGAGGAACGGACUUCCAAAAUGCUCUUCCAGCCAGGGGUCUCUUUUGAAGUGAUCAUCAACAUCAGGAGCUGUGGUUACCAAGUUUCCGUCAAUAGCAGCCAGUUCAUAGAUUACCGACACCGCCUUCCCGUGCAUCUGGUCCAGACUUUGCAGAUCAAAGGGGAUGUCUCCUUGAGUUGCAUCAAUUUCACAGGCGGAUUGGUUCCACCUCCUUAUGCACCUCCACCUUACAAUCCCAACCCACCUAUGAAUAACGUCGGUGGAAUGACGGUGUACAAUCCGACCACCCCAUUUUGUGGAUCUCUUCUGGGGCGUUUCUUUCCCUCCUGCAAGAUCACAAUUAUAGGGACCAUUCCUUAUUCAGCAGACAGAUUUCACGUGAACCUGAAAAACAUCCUGAUGGGCAACAUCGCCCUGCACGUCAACCCCCGGUUCAAAGAGGGAGCCCUGGUCCGGAAUUCGUUCAUCAACGGCUAUUGGGGAAGCGAAGAGAGAAAUAUUGCCUUCCUGCCAUUCUGCCUUGGACAGACCUUUCAGCUGGAGAUCAUCUAUCUGCAGAACUGCUACGAGGUGAUGGUGAACGGGCAGCUGAAAUUUGAAUACUAUCAUCGGAUCCCUGCCUCUCAAGUGGAUCAACUGGAAAUAGCCGGAGACGUGAAGCUUUCCUGCGUGCAGUACUGAUCACCCUCUGUGAACUGUCGUGUCCUGUUUCGGCUCUGGGUUUUGGUGGAGAGAGAGAGAGCAAGAUCCCCCAGGUUGCCGUUCCCAUGUCCCUCUUCCAGACCAAUGUGCCUGCUCAGGUUUCCAUCAUGCUUGCAAAAUAAAAUCCCUCCCCCAUCAAUUAAAAGAAGCCUGGAGUAUGUGGUCCCCAUA
This is a messenger RNA of Crotalus tigris (Tiger rattlesnake), 1220 nucleotides long. Its product is annotated as galectin-9-like. The record is from RefSeq and is a predicted model, not a curated record. Gene Ontology annotation, molecular function: galactoside binding; carbohydrate binding. Gene Ontology annotation, biological process: negative regulation of type II interferon production; negative regulation of CD4-positive, alpha-beta T cell proliferation; positive regulation of gene expression. NCBI's taxonomy places the organism in Eukaryota, Metazoa, Chordata, Lepidosauria, Squamata, Viperidae. Gene Ontology annotation, cellular component: cytosol; nucleus. Bases 114 to 1028 code for a protein of 304 amino acids. The transcript is spliced from 9 exons.